Molecule: messenger RNA, 729 nt
Organism: Lactuca sativa (garden lettuce)
Lineage: Eukaryota; Viridiplantae; Streptophyta; Magnoliopsida; Asterales; Asteraceae
Source: RefSeq, a predicted model, not a curated record
AUGAAAUUACCUGUAUCAAAUUACAUCAAAUUACAGGUAGACUUUUCUUUCUUGUAUGCCAUUGUUGUUCACAAAGUUGCAGCUUUCCUGAUGUUGGUUUGGAAUGAAAGUGAGGACAAAACUUUUCUUGACGCAUGUAUCCAUGAACUAACCACUAAUGGUCGUGAGGGUUCUGGGCUUAAGGCUAGUUCAUGGAAGAUAGUACGCGAAAAAUUGAUGAACGAACACGGUAAAGAGGUUGAUCAAAAGCAAAUGAGAAACCACUUUGACUACUACAAAUCAAAGUAUGUUGCUUGGGUGAAACUGAAAAACAAAACCGGCAAUAUAUAUGACCCUAUAAAAAAUAAAUUUAACCUGACGGAUGAACAAUGGAAGGAAGAGGGGAAGCUGAACAAGUUCGUGUUGUCAUUGAAAACUAAACCCCUGCUGUUUCCUGAUCUUUGCACCCAACUAUUUGAAGGGUCGACCUCGACCGGCUUUCAAAGUUGGGGGCCAUCUUCUACACUCCCUCGUCCUGUAGAAGAGUUUAGUGUCCAUGAUUUUGAUGAUGAUGUUCCAAUGGAAACCUCAACACAACACGUAGGUGCAAGUGAAGAAUCUUCGGGGCGUUCAAAAAAUACGGAAGUUGGUGGAAACAAAAGAGUUGGUGGAAAAAAGAGAGAUGCAAGGGCGUUAGAAGUUGAAGAGGAGAUUGUCAAGCUUGCAAGGUCGUUAGUGGAAAAAAAAUGA